Molecule: messenger RNA, 117 nt
Organism: Pantherophis guttatus
Lineage: Eukaryota; Metazoa; Chordata; Lepidosauria; Squamata; Colubridae
Source: RefSeq, a predicted model, not a curated record
AAGAAAGAAAGAAAGAAGAAAGAAAGAAAGAAAGAAAGAAAAGAAAGAAAGAAAGAAAGAGAGAAGGAGAAGUAGGAGAAGGAGAAGGAGAAGGAGAAGGAGAGGGAGAGGGAGAAG